Molecule: messenger RNA, 300 nt
Organism: Rhizophagus irregularis DAOM 181602=DAOM 197198
Lineage: Eukaryota; Fungi; Glomeromycota; Glomeromycetes; Glomerales; Glomeraceae
Source: RefSeq, a predicted model, not a curated record
AUGACGAAAGAAAAAGGAUAUUUCGUUAAGUCUAUUAGAAUCAGACAAAUGGACGCUGAACUUCUUGGACAAACUUGGGACUUGAAGCUCUUGAAACCGGAAUGGGUAGACUUUAACUUUGGACUUCAACUUUAUGAUAAUACAGCUCUGAAGAAUUUGAAAUUGAGGAAUUUGAAGAAAGCAGUACUAAGGAAUCUGAAGAUGGGUUUGAUCUUGAUCAUGGAGAUCAUCAUCGGGAUCGGAGGUGGAUUAGGAAAAAUGAUCAGGGACGGACAUCAUUGUGCAUGGGCAAUAAAGGGA